This is a messenger RNA of Diorhabda carinulata, 6017 nucleotides long. RefSeq names its product NPC intracellular cholesterol transporter 1-like. Gene Ontology annotation, cellular component: membrane. Gene Ontology annotation, molecular function: lipid carrier activity. The record is from RefSeq and is a predicted model, not a curated record. The coding region runs from base 294 to 4256 and encodes 1320 amino acids. The transcript has 16 exons. Lineage: Eukaryota; Metazoa; Arthropoda; Insecta; Coleoptera; Chrysomelidae.
CAUUGUGCUAUGUCCAAGUCCAAAUUCGUAAAUGACGUCGUUGAAAAUUCGAGGUCGGAUCCGAGGUAAAUAAAAUAAUUGAUAAUCUUAUCAGUUCAGUUUUGUGUAUGGUGUUGGACCAUAAAAGUAUGAUUCAAAAAUAGCUUUGAUCGUCUAUAAGUCGUGAGUUCUGAAUCGGUUUUUCGUUAAGUUAAUACCGAUCUUCAUGUUUUUGUUGAGUUAUGAAAGUAAUUGAGAGAAAUUAACGUCAACAAUAUCGAAUUCAAGAAUUAAUAAAAAUAGUCAAGGCUACUAUGUUCAUGUCGAAAAGAUUAAGUUACAUUGGGCUGUUACUGUUUUUAGGUGUGAUAAGUAAGGUUACAUCUACUACCUCUACAAGCCCGCCUGAUGCAAAACCCCAUUGUAUAUGGUAUGGAGAAUGCUAUGAGGAUCCUGAUACCGAUUACAAAAAGAAUUGUCCUUAUAACGGUCCUCCCAAAUCGUUAGUUACUAAUAAUGCUACUGAAAUACUAAAAAAGCGCUGUCCAUUUUUAUCACCAGAGGCUGUUUGCUGUGCGGACGAUCAGGUGGUAACUUUUGAGGCAAAUUUAUUUCGUCUUCAAGCUCUCAUGGGAAGAUGUCCGCCUUGUUUGAAUAACAUAAUAACAACGUUUUGUUAUACAACAUGUGCAACGAAUCAAUCAAAAUUUAUGAAAGUUUCUGGAACCGAUAUUAACCCGGAUACCAAUCAAACCUAUAUAACUUCAGUGAACGUUUACAUGAACGGUAGUUACAUGCAAAAUGUGUAUGAUUCUUGUAAACAAGUCAGUUAUCCAUCAACUGGAGGAAAGGUAAUGGAUUUGAUGUGUGGCGCAUGGGGGUCAGUCAGGUGUAGUGCACAGAAAUGGUUCGAUACUUUGGGAGAUCCUGAAACUCCUCUAGUACCAUUUCGGAUAAAUUUCACAAACACUUCCACCAUAACAAAUGAUAUAACUCCACUAUCAACUUACGUUACGCCCUGUAGUAAAUCACUUGAUGGGGUUUCACCUGCGUGUAGCUGUGUGGAUUGCCAAGAAAGUUGUCCUGCGCCACCUCCAACACCCUCACCUACGCCCCCAUUUAAAAUAGCAGGAAUGGAUGGCUACGUUUUUAUAAUGAUAAUUGUUUUUGUUGUCGGCACUGUUAUCUUUCUAAUUUCUGUUGUUGUUUGUUUUGACAAAAUUAAUCUAGCAUUAAUAACUGAUUCGGAAGUUUUGUCGACAGUUGUCCGUAAAACGACAUCACCAAGUCAUCAUUCUUCUCAAAUAGCUCUAGGAGAUGGUGAAGAAAGUCCAUUACAAACACCAAGUACUUCAUCUUCGGAUCAAAGUCAAGAAAUGGAAAUACAGUCUGUUCCGAAAGGAUUACGUUUCAUAGAAAAAUUGGGCGUUAACACAGAUGCAUUCCUACAAAAUAGUUUUGAAAAAUGGGGUACUUUUUGUGCCCAGAGGCCGUUAUUCAUUUUAUUUCUAGGGACCUGUUUGGUUAUAACGCUUGCAGCUGGGAUUAAACAGUUACAGAUUAUUACAGAUCCGGUGGAAUUAUGGGCAUCUCCUACUUCCCGUAGUCGAAUCGAAAAAGAAAUAUUCGACAGCAACUUUCAACCAUUUUACCGUACAGAACAAGUUAUUAUCAGAGCUGUAAAUUUAUCGAAUAUACAUCAUAAUACUUCAGACGGAAUUCUGACAUUCGGGCCGGCUUUUAACGAAGAGUUUUUAAUAUCCGUUCUCGCUCUACAAAUGCAAAUUCAAGCUAUAGGAGCCGGAACUUCACAUAGCUUCGAUAAAAUAUGUUUCGCUCCUUUGAGACAGGAGAAUCAAAAAGUUACCAAAGUUUCCGAAUGCGUAGUUCAAAGUAUUUGGGGGUAUUACAAAAAUAGUAUUAAAGACUUUGAUAAACGCACUAUUGAUCCUGCAGGAUAUGUAUCUACAUAUUUGGAUAAAUUUGUCAAGUGUGCGACAAAUCCGUAUGAUCCUUCCGAAUGCCUCGCUCCAUACGGAGGACCCGUCGAUCCUGCUGUAGCCAUGGGUGGUUUCCUUGAACCAGGAGAAAAUUUAGCCAAACAUCCAGAUUAUAAGAAAGCUAAUACUGUCAUUUUAACCUUCAUAGUUAAUAAUUACCACAACAAAAGUUUAUUAACGCCCGCAAUGGAAUGGGAAGAGGAAUUUGUAGCGUUUAUGAAAAAUUGGACGUCUGGGAACCAUUCUCAUAUGGAUAUCGCUUUUACUUCUGAGAGAUCUAUAGAAGACGAACUUGAUAAAGAGAGUAGAUCUGAUGUAGUCACCAUACUAAUUUCUUACAUGAUCAUGUUUGCUUAUAUUGCCAUAUCUCUAGGACAAAUAAAUAAGUGUUCUAGACUUUUAAUCGACAGCAAAAUCACUCUAGGACUUGGUGGAGUAUUGAUAGUACUAGCAUCAGUGGUAUCUUCGGUUGGUUUAUUCGGUUUUGUAGGAGUACCAGCAACUCUCAUCAUAAUUGAAGUAAUACCAUUCCUAGUGUUGGCCGUUGGGGUCGACAACAUUUUUAUUUUAGUACAAACACAUCAAAGAGAUACUAAACAACCAAACGAAACGCACGCCCAGCAUAUCGGUAGGAUUUUAGGACAAGUAGGGCCGUCUAUGUUGUUGACCAGUGUUUCUGAAAGCUGUUGCUUCUUCUUGGGUAGUUUAUCCGAUAUGCCGGCUGUUAAAGCAUUCGCACUGUACGCCGGCAUGGCCCUACUUUUUGAUUUCUUAUUACAAAUCACUUGUUUUGUCAGUUUGAUGGCUUUGGACAUUGCAAGACAAUCGGCAAAUAGGUUUGAUAUAUUCUGCUUUAUUCGCGGUUCAAAGAAAAACGAACCCACAACGUCAGGCGAUGGUUUACUUUAUUCAUUUUUCAAACACAUUUAUGUACCUACACUUAUGAACAAACCCGUAAGAUGUAUCGUAAUGAUUGUAUUCUUCGGAUGGUUGUGUUCCUCUAUAGCUGUAACUCCCCACAUAGAAAUCGGCCUCGAUCAAGAACUUUCGAUGCCCGAAGACAGUUUUGUACUCAAAUAUUUCAAGUCACUUAAAGAUUAUUUGAGCAUAGGACCACCGGUAUAUUUUGUGGUGAAAAGUGGAUUAAAUUACAGUAAUGUCGAUUCACAAAACUUGAUAUGUGCGGGGAGGUAUUGUAGGAGCGAUUCCUUAGUAUCCCAGUUGUAUAGCGCAAGUGAAAGUCCGGAAGUUACAUACAUAGCUCGACCACCUUCUAGUUGGUUGGAUGAUUAUUUCGAUUGGGCGGGUUUAGAAACUUGUUGUAAAUAUAGACCGAAAGAUCAUGGUUUUUGUCCUCACAACAUAGCUGAUUGUGAGUCUUGCAAUAUAAAAUUCGCUGGUAAAGAACAUAGACCGAUUCCUGAAGAAUUCGACCGUUAUAUUUCAUUUUUCUUAAGGGAUAAUCCAGAUACCGAUUGUCCUAAAGGAGGACACGCCGCUUAUGGUCAAGGAGUAAAUUAUACCACUAACUCCAACAAGUUAUCUACUGUCGAGGCCUCUUAUUUCAUGACAUAUCAUACAAUCCUGAAAACAUCGGAGGAUUAUUAUGAAAGUAUGAGAGCAGCUAGAAAAAUUGCUGCUAAUCUUACAAAAACAGUUGGGGUCGAAGUUUUUCCUUAUUCAGUUUUUUACGUAUUCUACGAACAGUAUUUAACCAUGUGGCCAGACACAUUAUUCAGUAUCGGUGUAAGUUUGCUGGCCAUUUUCGUAGUUACAUUCAUUCUUAUGGGGUUGGAUAUAUUUUCGAGCGUAGUAGUAAUAAUAACUAUAACUAUGAUUAUAGUUAACCUAGGCGGUCUGAUGUAUUGGUGGCAUAUAACUUUAAACGCAGUAUCUCUAGUCAAUUUGGUUAUGGCCGUCGGUAUAUCGGUGGAAUUUUGUUCCCAUUUAGUCCACAGUUUUUCAAUGUCUGUAAAAUCGUCGAGAGUGGAGAGAGCAUCCGAUGCUUUAACAAGAAUGGGUAGUUCGAUAUUUUCAGGAAUUACCUUAACUAAAUUUGGAGGUAUUAUCGUAUUGUACUUUGCUAAAUCUCAAAUAUUCCAAGUUUUCUACUUCAGAAUGUAUUUGGGAAUAGUACUGUUCGGAGCCGCACAUGGACUUAUUUUUCUACCAGUACUACUCAGUUUUAUUGGAUCUCCCCCCAAAAAAGAGAAGUUAAUGGACCGUUGGAGUAUGAAAGGAGAACAUUUCCAAGAAAGUUAUUUCAGAAGAGCUUAAUGAAAACGAGACAACGUACACCAUCGUUGGUGGAAUCUAUUGGACCAACAUCUGUGUCACCUCUACUGCCAGGUACAUCAUAUACUAACUACGAAACUGUUGAUCAAGCAUAUAAUAAAUAGUUUUCAUACUAUUCAAGUAUUUUUCCUGUGAUAUGAUUGACCUUUGUUGACGUUAAGUCAGUUUUAUUUUAAGUUAUGUUCCUUACUGUAGUAACCCAAAUGACAAUAUGGUCAAUGUAAUUGCUUUUCGACAUUAAAACACUAGUUUUGUAUUUUUUUAACAACUAAAACAACAAGAAUAAAAUACUGAUCCCACGUUACAUCAAGUUGGUGUUUCUUGAACCGUUUGUGGUAUUCAUACUCAUCUACAACUCCAAUUUGGUCUUUAGAUUACAAAACGAUAAUUUAUGUGUGUGAUUGUAAUACAUUGUCCGUUCCUGUUUGAGAUUUUCAAAGGUUGCUGGUGAAUACCAGGCUCCAAGGACCAGGACCAGGACCAGACAGUGUAAUUAAUAAUGGUGGUAAACCAGUAUGUAUUUCUUAUUGCAGUUUUAAUUGUUGAAUCUAUGAUCAAAUUAUUUUAAUCGGUUGUAAAUAGAUAAAUACAUUUUAUAGGGAAAGCAUUAAAACUAAUUUCCAGCGGGGUACUUUUUUUCGUAACCGUUAAAACUACCCCUAAACGUUCUGUAUGUAAUAUAUUUUGAUAAUUUUCAUAUUCUUCAACUCCGUAAUCACUUAAUUCACUUUUUUAUUUUGAUUUUGAGGUGUACCAGUAUUGGACCAAUUUUUUUGUACUCGUUCCAUUGUAAUUUAUUUCAAAAGAUAAUAUAAGUAUCAUCGUUAUAAUUUUAAAUAAAAUUUGUUGUCGUUUUUGAAUAAUUUAUAGUAUUUAAAAUGUGGUGCAUAAAAUUUUACAUUCGUUUAAUCAAAUUGAUCAUAGGGUCUUUGGGAGAGAGCUGGCUACAAAGAAAACGUUUAAAUUAUUGAACUACUUAUAACUAAAACAUUUCGCAAAGAAAAAUUAUUUUUUUUAAUGCCUUAGGCCACCGUAGAGGCCGAAAAAAUAGGUUUUUGAGAAUUUAUUUUCAGAAAUACUACAAAAUAAAUCAAGAUAAUAGUAUGAGUCCAGCCAACCUAAAAAAUCCAGUAUUGAGAUAAACUCUGAAAUCCUUAAUCUGCAAUUGUGCACUUAAAGGCCAUCAUUUUUGUGAUCCAUUGAAACCAUUUGAAAUAAAAUACGAUUAUUCGAAAAUUCUACUGUCCUAAGGCAUAAAUUCUCUUACUUUUUCCCUUUUAACUUAUUCAUUAUUAUGAUUAAUAGAAUAAUAGAAACUUUAUAAUUAAGUAGAUCAAUUUUACAAUUUUCUUUGUAUUACACUUUGUAUAUUUUAUAAAAUGCUUUUAAAACAUUGUCUAUUAAAAAAAAACAACUUUGGAUUCUUAUCUUGCCCUCUAAUAUGUUUGUAACAUUAGAAAAACGAUGGAAAUAAUUAGAAUCUGUUUUUUUAACCACUGAAUGUGAUAUUUGUAUGCCUUCACGGAUGUUUUUGGAAACUCCAAUUUGUUAGAAUGUUAUUUGUUUCAAAAAUUAUUAAUGGAUUCUAGUUUUUUCUAUUCGCAUUUUCGAAGCUGAUUUAUCCAUUGUAAAUGUUCUACAUUCCUCGAAUGUUAAAAAAAAUACAAGACACAUUUUGUAUUUUUGUAAAUAUUUUUGGAAGCAUUGUACUUAGCCAACACCUCUAAUACAUGUAUUUUUAUU